CCUCUUGACUUCUCCGCCUUUAUUUUAUAAAUAUGUUAAAUCAUAAUUCCCACACGGAGCAUUUACACAUCAACGUUUUACUUCUCAAUAAUUUUACUUUGCACUUGAAAUACCGAAACCCAAAUCAGCUUGAUAUGGCAAUAAAUGGGUGAUGAUUGAGCUGGAGUAACUAUGGAAAACAGGCAAAUUGUCUUGAGUUGUGCUAGCAGAAAAUGUAGCAUAUGGUUGCAUGGUAGAACAGGUAGAAAAUGAAUGACGCAGGACAAAGGAUGCUCUGCAGCUACAAUUGAGGAUGCCCCCUUUUUGAGUCUUAAAUUACAGAACCCUUAUAUGAAAUUUAAUGAUAUAACUUGUUGAUUGACAUAAAAUCAUGAGGGAAAAAGAUUCUUAUUUAUUAGGUCAAAUUUGAUUUGUACAGUUUUUAUUCCUUUGUUAUUUCCUUAAGUAUAUGCAACUAUUUCAGUUUUACUUUCAUGGUUAUAUAAUUAACAAGCAUAUGCAACUUGAAAAGCACAAUCAUGUUAUUAACAAAGCAUAUGCUUAUGAUACAGGAACCUACAACCAACAAUUAUAGUGAUUUGUUCCUUCCGGGUGGAAAUUAUCCUUCUUGGUUAGCCUAUACAGGUGAAGGACCUUCAGCACAAUUUCAAGUUCCUGAGGAUAUUGAUUGUCACAUGAAGGGAAUAAUCCUAUGUACUGUUUAUUCAUCAACAUCUGAAAACAUGGGAGUUGAAUGUCUUACUAGCAUCUUGAUCAUUAAUUAUACAAAGUGCACCAUCCAGAUAUACAAGCGAGACACGAUAAUUUCCUUUAAUGAUGAAGAUUGGAAGAAUGUGGCAUCAAAUCUCGGACCUGGCAACGAAGUGGAGAUCUUUGUAGCUUUUGAGCAUGGAUUGAUUGUUAAGGAGACCGCUGUUUAUCUGGUAUAUGGCCAGUCAAUUACAAUGGAAAUUGAACAGUCAAUUACUAUUGAAGUUGAAUCAUCAACUAGCAUGGAAUUGGAACCAUUAGCCGAAGUGAACAUGCAAUCGUCACCUAACGUGAAAGUAGAAGCAUCGCUUGAUGUUGAAAUGGAUCUGUCACAUGAUGUGAAAGUGUAGUCAUCACCUAUCAUACAAAUGGAGCCAUCACCAAAGUCCAAUAAAAGGAUGUGUACAAUCCUUGCAAAAAGAAUUAGGGCAUGUUUGUGCUUGAACCAACAUGGAGAUAAAGAUUUGAACAAUUUUUGAUUUGACAAGGUUUUGUCAUAUAAACAUAUUUGAAGUCCAUUUCAGUUUGUGACUUUUCUAAGGUAUUAUAUAUGCAUGUGCUUUGAUGCAAACUUAAUGUAGCUCAUCGAUUUUCACUUUUCCUAUAUGUGCAAAUUAUGUUAGGCAUUUGAACUUCAUUUCUUACUCCUGCACAAACAUAAGCAAUCUGUCAUAUGGAUUGAAUUAUAUUUACACUUAUAGAUUCAAAUGUGUGCAUGCAGACUCAUAAAGACACAGAUGUAAAUCAUAUCAUAGUACUAUUGUUAGACUA
Molecule: messenger RNA, 1521 nt
Organism: Medicago truncatula (barrel medic)
Lineage: Eukaryota; Viridiplantae; Streptophyta; Magnoliopsida; Fabales; Fabaceae
Exons: 1
Coding region: 519-1100 (193 amino acids)
Source: RefSeq, a predicted model, not a curated record